AUGUCUGUAGGUUCGUCUUCUAAACGCCGUUUUUCUCCUCAUUUAGCUGGCCUUCUGUCUUCCGAAAAAGGGUCCUGUUCUUCUGUUGGUAACGAUACUUUACUUUUGCCUUCUUACGAUGAUAUCGGCGAUUGCACCUUUGUUUGUAGAUUUUGUAGUGCUUUUUUCUGGUUUGAUGAAAGGGUUAUGUAUUUGUCACGUCCAGAUUGCCCUGCCUAUACGCGGUGUUGUAAAUCUGGUUCUGUUGUUUUACCAUAUCCACUUCUACCUCCUAAAUUGUUGCUUGCUCUAUUUGAUUUUCGCCCUUUCAUCAAAAACAUAAGGGCUUAUAAUAGUAUGUUUAGCAUGACGUCUUUUGGAGGUAAGGUGGAUGACACUGUUAAUAGGGCGGAUGGUCCAUAUGUAUUCAAAGUUUCUGGUCAGGUUUGUCAUUGGAUUGGUGCUUUUGAUGUUGUUGAUGAAAAAGGACCAAAGUUUUUGCAAUUGUAUAUUGUUGAUACAGACCAUGAAUUGCAUAAUAGGCUCUCUGCUUUUCCAAAAAAUGAAAAUGGCUGUUUAGAUUCAACAAUAGUUGAGGCUCUUAUGGAUCUUUUUACAGCUCAUAAUGAAUAUGUUAGAACUUUUAAAUGUGCAAAAGAUAUUGCUGCUGAAAGAAACUUACCUGAAUAUGCAGUUCGUCUUUUUAAUGAUGUUCCUAAUCGUCUGUAUGGCCCUCCGGCCCCUGGUAGUUUGGGUUGUAUUGUUGUUGGUGAAGACGUAGUUGGCAGUACAUAUGAUAUAGUUGUGCAUUCAAAAAGUGGUCCUCCGCGUAGGAUUAGUAAACUUCAUCCUAGCUACAUGCCAUUGCAGUAUCCUGUUUUGUUUCCCUAUGGUAAGGAUGGUUGGUCCCCAAGGUUGAAGCUUUUAAAUGAGGUUGGUUCGAAGGCUAGGAAUCUUAGUAUCAACAUGUAUUAUUCUUACCAAAUACAUGCAAGGAAUGGUAUAUAUUCUGUUGUGCUAAAUUCAUGUAGAUUAUUCCAGCAAUAUUUAGUUGACGCAUAUGCAUGUAUUGAACUUUCGCGGCUUGAUUUUUAUGAACAAAAUCAAAAUCACCUAAGAUCAGCAUAUGUUAGUGGUAUUUACGAUGCCAUAUCACGUGGUGAUACUGAUGGUAGAAGUAUUGGUAAGCGUGUUAUUUUACCACCAUCUUUCGUCGGUGGUCCAAGGUAUAUGUACAGAUUAUCAGGAUGCCCUUUCUAUUUGUCGGGAAUAUGGGAAUCCACAGGCAGACAUAAUCUCACGUGUUUCCAUAUGAAAGUUAUUGCCUUUAUUAGUUAUUUGAAAUCUGACAAGACGUUCGGUCCUGUUUCAGCACAUCUAUAUACUAUUGAAUUCCAGAAAAGGGGUUUACCGCAUUGUCAUGUGCUCAUAUGGAUAGCAGAUUCCCACAAGAUAAAGGAACCAUCUGCCAUUGAUGCUUACAUUACAGCUGAAUUACCUGACCCUAUUUUGGAGCCAUUAUUAUAUCAGACAGUUACAAGAUGCCUUGUACAUGGACCGUGUGGUUUGCUAAAUACUAAGUCCUCAUGUAUGAAGGAUGGUAAGUGUAAGAAAAGAUUCCCAAAAAAUUUUCGUAACGAUACAGUUUUUGACAAGGAUGGUUAUGCACAUUAUAAAAGGCGAUCUGGUGAGGUCCAUAGGUUAGAAACAGGUGUAGAAAUAGACAACAGGUUCAUUGUUCCGUAUAACAAAAGACUGUGUUGUCGUUUCAAUGCACAUAUAAAUGUCGAGUAUUGUGGGUGGAACAUGAUGAUUAAGUAUCUGUUCAAAUAUGUAUCGAAGGGAAUGGAGCGUGUUAGGUUUGUUAUUCAGAGAGAUGUGCACACUUCUGGAUCUUCUGUUUCAGUAGAACCUCCUGUCAUUGAUGAGAUUAAGAACUAUAUCGAUGGCCGUUUCCUCUGCCCUCAUGAAGCCGCGUGGCGUAUACUUGAUUUUCCGAUUCAUGACCGAGAUCCGUCAAUUGUCAUACUGCCUAUACAUUUGCCAAAUAUGCAAUCUGUGUUGUUUAAAGAAAACAUUAGUAUUAACCAGGUUGUUGACGAUCCCAACUUUGGAAGCAGUUUGUUGUUAGGUUGGUUUGAUAACAAUAAGUGGGAUAGAACUGGUCAUAAUCUUACAUAUAGCUCAUAUCCUACUAAGUACUGGUGGGACAAACAGGCAAAAGCUUGGAAGAGAAGGAAACGUUGUAAUUCUCAUGCAUUAGGUAGACUUAUCUUUGUUCAUCCAUCUGCUGGAGAAUUAUUUUACUUAAGAAUGUUGCUUUGUCAUCAAAAAGAUUGUAGGUCUUAUGAAGAAGUUCGUACUGUCUCUGGCACUGUGUACUCUGAUUUUCGAGCUACCUGUGAUUCGUUAGGUCUAAUAGGGGAAGAUCGAGAGUGGAUGGACGCUUUUACUGAGGCUUCUGAAUGGGCUACAUCGUCUCAGCUUCGUUCUUUAUUUUGUUAUCUGCUCCUUUUAUGUGAUGUUAACGAUCCUAUGUGUUUGUGGCAUUUUGGAUGGAAGAAAAUGAGUGAUGAUUUGGUACACAAUAUAAAGAUGUCAAAUCCUGGUGUUGAUGUAAUUAUAGAUGAUUUGCACGUACAGCAGAUGGUUUUAUAUGAACUGGAUCAUGUGCUUAGGUCAUCUACACCUUCAAAAUCUGUUGUUGAUUUUCAUUUGCCCAAACCUACAGAGGAGACUGUUGCUAUGUUAAGAAAUAGACUUUUUUUAGAAGAGACAACGUACGAUAAGGACAUUUUGAAAGCUACUCACCAACAGAUGUUGUCGUCUCUAAAUGAUGAGCAGCUGAACAUCUACAAUGUUGUUCAAUCUGCAGAAGCUAAAAGCCAACAGAUGCUGCUUUUCGUUUAUGGCCAUGGAGGGACUGGUAAAACUUUCCUGUGGACAACAAUACUAGCUUAUUUCCGUUCAAGAGGAAAAAUAGCUCUUGCUGUUGCUGCUUCUGGUAUAGCAUCUCUGCUUCUUCCAUCAGGAAGAACUGCUCAUUCCAGGUUCAAAAUCCCAAUUGACUUUACUGAUAAUGUCGCAUGCAAUAUUACAAAAAAGACAAUGCUUGCUGAGUUGUUGAAGGUAACUUCCAUCAUUAUAUGGGAUGAGGCUCCCAUGAGUGACAAACAUUGUUUUGAGUGUUUGGACCAUUCUUUGAGAGAUAUCCUUGAAUGUGAAAGUAAAGUCUUUGGUGGUAUGUCGAUGUUAUUAGGAGGAGACUUUCGUCAGACAUUACCUGUGUCGCCAAAGACCACACCCUCUGAAAUUAUCUCCCUUACGCUGCCAAACUCGUACUUAUGGCCAUAUUUCAGUUUGUAUAAAUUGACAGAUAAUAUGCGGCUUAAAAACCUGUCCACCUCAUCUGAUAGUCAUUUAGGUAUCUCAAAGUUUGCAUCCUGGUUACUUCAAAUUGGGGAUGGACUCAUUGGUGAAAUUGAUGCAUGCGAUAAGACAAAUACCAAAUGGGUUGAGAUUCCUAUGUCACUGAUCAUACCUCCAACAAAAAACGCAUUACACAGCCUUAUAGACUUUGUUUAUGGAGAUGAUAUUCUGAAAAAAUCCUCUGCUUCGACUCUGUCUGCUAGAGCAAUAGUUUGUCCAAAAAAUGAAACAAUCCAAAAAAUAAAUGAUAUAGUUUUGCAGAGAAGUCCUGGUGAUUCAAAGAUGUAUGAAAGUGCUGACAGUAUUGAGUUCAAUGGGAACCAAAGUACAGAGUUUAAUACUUUCUAUCCAUUAGAGUAUUUGAAUGCCUUGACCUUCCCUUCCAUACCUGUGCAUUCACUGUUAUUGAAAAUCAACACUCCUGUUAUGCUGAUUCGGAACAUAAACCAAAAAGAAGGUUUAUGCAACGACACACGACUGAUGGUUUCACAGUUAUUGUCCACCGUUAUUGAGGCAACAAUUAUUACUGGGACUUCCAUUGGGAGCAAAGUUUUAAUCCCCAGAAUUAGAUUUAUUCAUAAAGCCCCUGAUAUACCUUUUACCUUUGUUAGGAAACAGUUUCCAUUAAAAGUCUGUUAUGCUAUGACUAUCAACAAAAGCCAGGGGCAAUCUUUAAAAAAAAUUGGAAUUUAUCUGCCUCACCCGGUAUUCACACAUGGACAACUUUAUGUCGCAUUGUCUCGUGCUACCUCUCCAGAUUCUGUGAAAAUACUUAUAGAUUCUGAUGAAAACACUGCAAAUAAUAAAACGAAAAAUGUUGUUUUCAGAGACUUCCUACACAAAGUUAAUACUUCAGAGGUACGAAUCUUGCGUAUGUGGACACCACAGAUUAGAAAUCAUGAGACAUGGUUCUUGGCUGUUGACAAAAAUAUUCUGGAACAAAGAAAAGAUCAAAGCUUUCUACAAUCCGUUCUCAUUCCUUCUAGAUGCUACACAAUUGAGAAGUACGGAUGUGGAGUACCGGAUCGUUAUCAAAAGUGGAUCAAUAAUGAAUUCUACAUGGCUGUUGGGACAGUAUCCUCUAUUACACCUCUUCCAGACACUGCCAUUAUUCCAAAACAUUGGUUUUCUUUUGUUUCCAAAACACAGAUACCAGAUUACAAAGAUCAACAUGCAGAUUUUGUUGGCUUCUUCAGCAAGCUUAUCAACUGCACGAAAAAAGAUAGUGAACCAUACCUGUUGUUGAUACUAAAAAAUGAUUCCGGUGAAGACAUUGCAAUAAGUUUAUGGAAGGAAUUCACCAGUGUGUCUUCAAAGUUUGAUCGUGUUGUUCUCGAAAAUGCUCCUGCACCUGUCAUAGUCGCCAUAACCAGCAUAAAGAUCUCUACUUACGCAGGAGCACUACGACUUGGAACAAGUAGUGCUACUCAUCUAUACAUCAACCCACCAAUUCCAGAAAUGAAACUACUAAUGGACAGUUACAAUACAUUACCUGAGGUACCUGUUUUUUUAGAUCCUCCAAUACAAUUGUCGAAAAUACUCGACAAAAGUCAUUCUGAUCUUUCGGACAGAACUCUUACGACAAAGGCUUGCAUAAUUGAAUAUAUCUUCUCAGACUCUUGGUACCAUGUUCAAUGUCCGAAAUGCAAAAAUACAACUUUCAAACAAGGGAAAAACUGGUUUUGUCCAUCAGAUGGAAUACUUGAGUCUCCAUGUAGCACGUUUAAAUUGAAUGCAGUUAUUAAAGAUGAAAGUCAUUCCAUGACUGUUGUGCUGUCUGAUAAUGCAACACAGGAAUUACUAGGCACAACAGCAGAUAACCUCAGAUCAGACAACACAGAUGACAGAAAGGAAGUACCACCAAUUGCUAUCUCUUUACUAGGAACUCCAAGAAAAAUGAAAAUUCGCAUGACAAAUACAUCAAAGGACAACAACAUUCGAUUCAUUGUUACAAAUAUCGAAAAAAUGCCUUCUGAAGUACCACCUUCCAUGACAACACCACCUCCUGAUCGUCCAACUUCUUCAAAAAAUACUAAUGAAGAAAGUGCUCAGAACUACCAACAGAGUAAACAAAAUGUUAGAAGAUCACUUCCGUUUGAAAAUCCAGUUACUACAAAACGAAAAGCCGCCCGUAAAAUGGAAUAG
Lactuca saligna is the source of this 5553-nucleotide messenger RNA. The record is from the annotation of a GenBank genome assembly. NCBI's taxonomy places the organism in Eukaryota, Viridiplantae, Streptophyta, Magnoliopsida, Asterales, Asteraceae.